Messenger RNA from Onychomys torridus (southern grasshopper mouse), 6921 nucleotides. It is a transcript of the gene Arb2a, whose product is annotated as family with sequence similarity 172 member A. The coding region runs from base 173 to 1423 and encodes 416 amino acids. The transcript is spliced from 11 exons. Gene Ontology annotation, biological process: regulatory ncRNA-mediated heterochromatin formation. NCBI's taxonomy places the organism in Eukaryota, Metazoa, Chordata, Mammalia, Rodentia, Cricetidae. Gene Ontology annotation, cellular component: nucleus. Gene Ontology annotation, molecular function: siRNA binding. The record is from RefSeq and is a predicted model, not a curated record.
CGCAGACCCCGGAAGUGCAACUCGAACUUGGUGGGGGCGCGGAUCCCGAGAGAGAAAGUCUUAGCGACCGCGCGAGGGAGUUCGCCCAGCGCGCUGGAAGGCCACGCCUCCUCCCGCCUACCCCCUCAGCCGUGCAGCUGGGGGCCGAGCUCAGACUGUUUUCUGAAGAGUGAUGUCUAUUUCCUUGAGCUCUUUAAUUUUCUUACCAAUUUGGAUAAACAUGGCACAGAUCCUGCAGGGAGGUCCAGAUGAAAAAGAAAAGACGACAGCAUUGAAAGAUUUGCUGUCUAGGAUCGAUUUGGAUGAACUCAUGAAAAAGGACGAACCACCUCUUGAUUUUCCUGAUACACUGGAAGGAUUUGAAUAUGCUUUUAAUGAACGGGGGCAGUUAAGACACAUAAAAACUGGGGAACCAUUUGUUUUUAACUACCGAGAAGACUUACACAGGUGGAACCAGAAAAGAUAUGAAGCCCUGGGCGAGAUCAUCACAAAAUAUGUCUAUGAGCUACUGGAAAAGGACUGCAAUUUGCAAAAAAUCUUUAUUCCAGUAGAUGCCACUGAAAGUGAACCAAAGAGUUUUAUCUUUAUGAGUGAGGAUGCUUUGACAAAUCCACAGAAACUGAUGGUUUUAAUUCAUGGUAGUGGUGUUGUCAGGGCAGGUCAGUGGGCUAGAAGGCUUAUUAUUAAUGAAGAUCUGGACAGUGGCACACAGAUACCUUUUAUUAAGAGAGCUGUGGAUGAAGGGUAUGGAGUCAUAGUCCUGAAUCCAAAUGAAAACUAUAUUGAAGUGGAAAAGCCAAAAAUGCAUAAACAGUGGUCUUCUGAUGGCAUGGAUGAGCCAGCAGAGAAGCGGGAAAGGAGAGAUAAAGUCUCAAAAGAAACAAAGAAGCGCCGUGAUUUCUAUGAGAAGUACCGUAACCCCCAAAAGGAGAAAGAAAUGAUGCAGUUGUUCAUCAGGGAAAAUGGUUCUCCUGAAGAACAUGCAAUCUAUGUUUGGGACCAUUUCAUAGCUCAAUCUGCUGCUGAGAAUGUGUUUUUUGUUGCUCACAGCUAUGGAGGACUUGCUUUUGUUGAACUAAUGAUUCAACGAGAAGCAGAUGUCAAAAGUAAGGUGACUGCUGUGGCAUUGACAGACUCUGUUCACAAUGUGUGGCAUCAAGAAGCUGGCAAGACCAUCCGAGAAUGGAUGAGAGAGAACUGUUGCAACUGGGUCUCCAGCUCAGAACCAUUGGACACAUCGGUGGAGUCCAUGCUUCCUGACUGUCCCCGAGUCUCUGCAGGCACCGACCGCCACGAGCUAACUUCCUGGAAGAGCUUCCCGUCCAUCUUCAAGUUCUUCGCGGAAGCGUCGGAGGCCAAGAGCAGCUCGCAGAAGCCCGCCCUGACGCGGCGCUCGCACCGGAUCAAGCACGAGGAGCUGUGAGCUCGCCGCCGCCCGAGCGCCCGCAGCCUCCCCGCCCGCAUUAGAUUGCUUUCUUCCUCCAGCACAGGGUCGCGAUACGUUCGUCUAAAUAGCGUUUUGCAUUAUUUCUAGAUGCGUGCAACUGUCAAAGCAAUAUGGACUCGCAGCCGCGUCUCCUGCGGGCUGAGCCCGGGCUUCGCGCUGGGGUCGGCAGGCCCGCGAGCCCCGGCUUCCAAGCGCCUUGCCAAGCCGCGGGCGCUGCAGCCCCAGCGGCGUCUGCGCGGUCCUACCGCCCGCUGCAGUGUGGCCGUUAUUGCCCAGCCUCAACCGAGCCCAUUUUUACUCACCCUUAAACCUAGCAAGCUUUUAUUCUAGACUUCAAACUUUAACCAGGUUUUUCCCUCGGGUCAUCUUAUAAGCCCCCCUCUUUUAUAGAAAGCCACACACCCAGGUCCUAGAAAUGCCAAGUUUAAAUUGAGAACAUGAAUGCCAUGAUGAAUUUUGGGGAGUACAAAUUGUUCUCUCCCUGUAAUGACCGAUUUCCAUUUCAAGACUGAAAGAAAAACUUUGCAUAAAAAUUCAUAAAGUACUGAAUCCGAAUCCUUUUCUCUGGACAUCCCUGCUUAGUUGAACGAGAGUCUUUAUGUCUCUGACUUCAGGAGAGUAUGUUCGAAUGAAAACAUAAGCAGAUAUUUUAGAUGUAGGUAUAAAGCCCCAUUUUCAGUGAAAUUUCUAACUUAUAAAAACUGACCCUACUGUUAAAUAUGUAACAUGAUGAGAGGCAUUUAGAUGACACACUUAAGGCUUGCUCUCUGUACUACCAUGUGGAGUAUUGGUGGUAGUUACUAAUCCAUACUAAGUGUGCUUGGACCUUUCUUGUAGUAAACCCUUGCGUUUACACCAUUUAUUUUUUACUAUCAUCAAGAAAAUGAAACUGCAUACCCUUGUCCUUCUGAAAGGCUCAGUAAAGUUAAAAAUGUUUCCGUUUUCAUCUACAAUAGGAAAAGAGAAUGAUUUUCUCUUUCAGGUCCAAAACUUUUAGUGUUCCACUUCUUCUGAUAGGGUUUUGCCAUAUAAUUCCAACAGUUUAGGUCCUUUAACCCAACUGGGAUCUGGCCAGCACUGUGAAAUACAGAAGAUAAAAUAGGUUGACAUUUUACUGGCUUUUAAAUGAAAACAUUAAACAUUAAUUACUUGAAGAAUUUAAUUAGUGAAGAUUAAUCUCAUCCAGUGGGUGAGAUUGUGAAUUUAAUACUUCCAAUCCUUUCUUAAGUAAAUUCAACAAGUAAUGUGCCUGCCUUAUUUGAAAACAUGGAAAAGUAUAUCUAAAAUGAUACCGAGGCACUGUCUGGUGCCUCAGAAGAAUAACCUGGACUCAACAAGCUCAUGGAGAAUUUUUUUAAUAUUAUGAACUGAUUUCAGCAAGUUUUAAAACUGGUAAUAUCUCAUGUUCCUUGGCAUCUACAUGCAUUCAUUAGUUCUGUGUUUUCAGUGCCGGUGAAGUAAAGUGGUAGUGGUCAUGUCUGGGCAUCUUUCUGGUAUUACUUAAGCAGAAACAACUUAGAGGAAAAUCAAAAUGGCAUUUUACCCCCAGCUCCUGGGCUGUUUAAAAUGUGUUGCUCCAACAAUGUCAAGCACAUUGCUCUGUCAUAGUGGCCCUUUACAUUUCUAAUUUUGGAAGGAUUGGUGAGCUCUGUAAAAAUAAUGAUAGCUUCCCAAUGGCUGGGUUUGGAAAAUUGGUGUGGAUUGGAUAUAUCUUACCAGAUGUUAUGAAUUGUCUGGUGUUUUAGUAUAUGAAAAUAUUCACAAGAAACUAAUUUUGUGACAUUAAGACAAAAGCCAACACUUACGCAGGGAUAAAUUGCAAAUGUUCUGCAGCUGGAUUAAAGCAAAGCGAAUAUGCUCAGCCUAUGAACCAAAGGACUCCUGGCCCUUCCCUCCAGACCGCUCACUUGUACAGAGAGUGUCACUGAUUCCUUAUGAUGAGCAUUUUAUAAUCACUGAAUUGUAACCUUGUUAUCUGUCUGGUAGAGAGCUAUUUACAGAGUUAUAUUUUGUAAAUGUCUGUUACUACUUGUGGAUCAGCAUUGUAGCAACCCACGGGGAGCCAGGCAAAGCACCCCAGAGAUAAGUGACUCCUUAUAAUGUAGGAUUUCUUAACCUGUUGAUUGGGAUGCUGUCGGUAUGUGUGUAAUUAUACUAUUCACCUCGGUUUUCUGGGGCUAACAACAAGCAGUUGACGGUACCCCACCUGCAGAGGGGUGGCCAGUGUUAAUAUUUCUUCUCUGGUCUUCUCCCUAUUAUCUCCUUAAAAUGAUUUUAGGCACGGGUGGUAUAAAGGUAGGCUGUGGGCUCUUUUUUCCCCCUUUAACCAUAUACUUAGUUCUUAGAGUAAAUAGAUUGAGAAAGACAUAAAUUGGAGAUUCAGAAUAGUACUGCUGAAGCUUCAGUGCCGGGCAGCUGCUUUGGAGCUUUCUAAAGGGACCUAACAUGCAGUCCUUGAAAGUCACACUGGAUAUUUGAAAGACUUGUAAUAAUGUUCUUUUCUCAGAUUUCUACCUUGUGCUUCCUAGAAUGCAUUUUUGUUUAUAUGUCAAAAAUAAAUAAAUAAAGCACAGGAGUUUCCUAUAAUCUCUUUUCUGUUUAACAUUUUAAAAUAAAAAAGGUUUUUCCCACAAGCAACUGUGUCUUAUUCCUCCUCAGAAGUUCUUUUUCACCGUCUGCACAGAGACUUUCAAGCUGAGACCUAAAGGGAGUGAUUGGACCACGCCCAUCAAUGUUAUAGUUCAUAGUUACUAUUCUGACUAUUGCUAGCUCUGCGGACAGUAUCCUAACUUCUCUGAGUCUACUUGGCUCACAUAUAAAGAUAACAGUUUUAGCCAAAUGUUUUUAAUAGAUAAGGAAAUUAGAACAACUUGUCUUCAGAAUGAUUUAUAAAACAGCCCUUGAUAUACAGUAAAUGUUUUUCAAAGGGAGCCUGGUAAGAUUCAGUUGCUCCCAAACUGCUGAUGGUCAGACCUUGAUAAAGUGGGCUCGGUCUGUAACUGAGUUAUGCACAUUUCUGUUACAGCUAUUUCUUCUGAAACCGUUCACUCCUGUAGGGGUUUGGGUGACAGAGUGUGUUAACUAAAUUAGCACUGCUACUUUACAACUGGAUUUUUUCAUGUUUCUUUGUACUGCAGAGUUCCAGUCCAAACAUGUGUGGUGUAAUCAUUGUUUAGACUGGUAACUGAUAGGCUCCUGGGGAAAGCAGUACUCCAAAUUCACUUAAGAAAAAUUGCUAUUCAGUAACUUUCACAGUAUAAAAUUUCACAGUCUAAAUUUUUUGGAAACUUUUCUCAUGUCUUGUGGGGAAAGAUUAAAAAAUAAACAUGAGGCAUUCAUAUACUUGAAAUAUGGGUGGCAAAGGGGGUAUAAUUGUGAUACUUAUAUACCCUCUGGCAUAAUAUAAAAUAAAAGACUCUAACUUACCCCUUUCAAAAAAUGUUAUUCUUUCCUUCCUUCCCUGUAUAGAAUGUCUGAGUAGUAGUCUCUUGAAUUGUUCAUCUCUUUAUCUAAUAUUCUAUUAAUCUCAAAAAAUGAUCAGUUUGAAUCUGGGAAAGGGCUUUUAAUGAACACUUCACAGAGCUUAAAGCUACCCCACCUAAAGCAUUAGCUUUGUGAGGUGGUUUUAGAUCUAAACCAUUGUAGCUGCUGUGCACUGUACUCGAAGAAUGUACACCUACUGGAAGGUGCUGGAAGGGGUAACACAAAAUGCAUUAGGAGAGGUCCACAAAGAGAAACAGUUAUCGAAGCAUCCCAGCAUUUAUCUUGAAAUCUGCAUUUUUAAAUGGCAAUGAUAAUUUUUAAAGCUCACCCUUAGAAGGGAUGUAUGUUGAUUUCGUUGACUCCUUUGGAUCAAUGUUUUUAAAGUUUCACACCCCUGCUUUCAUGAAGUGAUGUCUUUAGCUGUCAGUGGUUUGACUUCUCAGAUUUCAUCAGUGGGACCCUCCAUGACAUCUAAAACUAUGCAACAGCCUGUGUGAUGGUAACUUUGGGACUGGGAGAUCUCAAGGCUAAUGUGACUGGUAGAAUGAAGAAUUCUUGUUAAUUCUCGCUGUAAGGGUUUUAUAGGAAUAAUAAUGGAAAAUGGAGCACAAAAGCUUAAGAUAUGCUAUUUAGAGAAAGCUGUCCUGAAGGUUUGAUUGAUAACUGGACAUCAUAGAGUGGCCAGUAUUCCCCUGUGGAUGUAAAACUUAGAAAAUGAAAAUUGACUUAAUCCAUGAUAUCUUUCCAGGCAACUUUUCCUGGACCCUUGCCUUGAAGUUUGUGGAAAACUUUUCACUAUAUUCUUUGUAUUGUUGGAUUUGAACUUUUUAAAAUAGCUAUGAAACAUGUUUCUAGGAAGAAAUGUAUGAAGGUCAUGCACCUGUCUGUCCAGAUCAUUCAGCUUUUUCUUACAUAGCUGUUACAUUGGGUGACAUGCAAAAUUGUCAUAGGCAAAAUGAUAUUGAACUUACUCUGUGACCAAAACAAAGAAUCUGAAGUGAAAAACACCCAACACCCCAAGAACGAUAUGUCUCCCUUAAAGUUUACAAUUUGAAUAAUGAACUCAGAUGGAAAGUUGGCAGGAAAGCAAACUACAGCAGCGCCACAUCACAAACCAUUUUCUCUUUUCUGUCCAAUUUCAGAGUGCAUGUGUUUGUGAGUAUUUCACUAGAUCAGUGACAGCUCUUUAUUUGCAUAAUUAUAUGCUCUGGUCUGAAGAGAAAACUAACCCCCAAAUUUCAUGGGUCAUCAGACUGCAACAAUCAAUGUUUUAUCACGUAUGCGAAGCAAAAUCUAAGAAGCUAUAUGAAGUUUCUUGGGGAGUUUUUACUCCUCAGAAAAUUAAAGAAUUUUCCUCCUCUGAAUAGAUUCAAAAUCUUUCCAAGUUCUUUGUAACAGAAUUCUGUUUGAAGGCAAAACCAGAGAUUAACGUGUAGAUGUGAUUGUAGACUCGCAAACAUUGCUUCAAAGUGGGUUAAGAAGAACAGCAUUUUUUGCUGCACUAAAAUUAAAAUUCUUCAUACUAUGAAGAAAAAGUAUUGGUCAAAUUAUAAUUUGCCAAAAUGAAGUCCAGAUUAAUUACCAUUGAAUAUGAAGUUCAUUUUCUUAAAAUACCUCAGGGUUUUUUUAAGACCAAAUAGAAAAAAGUUAUGUGCAUAUAUGCAUAUAUAUGUCUCACAUAUACAUAGCUUUGUACGGAGUACUUAUGUCCAUUCCUGUUCAUUUCAACUGAAAUCUACAGACAACAUCUACAAUAUGUGUAUGUCUAUUCAGUGCCUGUAACAUAGUAGGUGCUCUGUAUGUGCUGGACUCCAUGAAAGUUUGUAAUUUUUUUCUAUGAAAUAGACUUUUCAUUCUCAAAAUCUUCAAGGCAUUGCCAUAAAUAUUCUUAAGUGCUUCAAACUUGUUUUGCAUCUGUAAAUCUCCACUGGUGUGCAAUGUGUACUUGUGUAUAAGGUUGGCUUUAUUUCAUUAAAGAAAAUUGAUUUAAA